GGUAUACAUACAAGGCCGAAAUUACGUUUUCGUUAAACGUUCGCAAGACACCCGCAAUAUAACAAUAAAAUAUAAACUAAAUCUGAAAAUAAGUAAAUUUGAUACAGUUUGUCUAAGGUAAUAAAUAGUCUAUAGAGAAAGACUCUUUGGAAUCUUAACAAGAUUGUUAAAAAUGGGAAGAAAAAGCAAAAAUAAAAAGUCUGAAGCUGGUGGACAGCCUGAACAGCAACCUAAAGAAAAUCCGCAGCAUCAAUUGGAGUCCCAACAACCAGGCACAUCACAACCAAAGCAAUCUGCAACUCCACAAGAAAGUGGACAAAAGAAAAACAAACAACAGCAGAGUGCACAGCAACAGGAACUUUCACAACAGCAGGCAGCACAACAGAAGGAAAGUUCAAAACAGGGACGACCACAACACCAACCACGUCCCCAGCAGCAGCCAACCCGACCACAGGAACAACGUCCACAACAGCAGCAGACACAACAACAAGAGCAGCAAAGUCGACCAAGGCAACAACAACCACAACGGCAGCAAGCGCGACCACAGCAACAACGUCCACAACCGCAGCAAGCGAGACCACAGCACCAACAAGGUCCCCAGCAAACGUGGCCACAGCAGCAGCAAAGCCGCCCACAGCAGGAACAUUCACAAUACCAACAAGGUCCGCAGCAAACUUGGCCACAGGGCCAACAAGGUCCACAGCAAACGUGGCCACAGCAGCAGCAAAGCCGUCCACAGCAGGAACGUUCACAAUACCAACAAGGUCCGCAGCAAACUUGGCCACAGGGCCAACAAGGUCCACAGCAGCAGCAAAGCCGUCUACAGCAGGAACGUUCACAAUCCCAACAAGGUCCGCAGCAAACUUGGCCACAGGGCCAACAAGGUCCGCAGCAAACUUGGCCACAAGGCCAACAAGGUCCACAGCAAACGUGGCGACAGCAGCAGCAAAACCGCCCACAGCAGGAACGUUCACAAUACCAAAAAGGCCAACAAGGUCCACAGCAGCAUAAGACCCCACAACAACAUGAGCGUUCGCAAUAUCAACAAGGUCCACAACAGCAGAAAAUCCCACAGCAACCGAAUCAGCCACAUCACCAACAACGUCCCCAACAGCCACAGCCACAACAACAACAACGUCCCCAACAACAGCAGACCCAACCACAAUACCAACAAUCUCCCCAGCAAACUCCAACACGUCAAUCAAGUGUUUCACAUUCGUCAUCAAGUACAUCGCUUUCGUCUGCUCCUUCUCAAAACAGCAUAUCACCUGGUACUCUAGGUAUCAAAGGGGAAGCGGAAGCCAACUAUUUAAUAAUGGAUUUAAGUAAAAUGCCCAAUAAGGCUUACCAUUAUGAUGUUACUAUCACUCCAGAUCGUCCUAAAAAAUUUUUCCGAAAUGCUUUUACACAGUUCAUGAAUACUUAUUUGCCAGGUCAUUUCGCUGGAUUCGAUGGAGUAAAGAGUUGUUACUUGUUAGAAAUGUUGCCAAAACCAGUUUAUGAAGGCGAUGUAUCGAUUGCUGAUUCCGCCUCACGACAAAUUCAGUUUAAAGUUUCGAUUAAACCCACAGACAAUAUUGAAGUUGAUUUGGGAUCACUACGCACAUACCGUAAUGACCGUAUUUAUGACAAGCCAAUGCGUGCUCUACAAUGUCUUGAGGUGAUUUUAGCAAAUGCUUGUCAACAAAAGGGCCUACGUGUCGGUCGUUCCUUCUUCACACGACCUAAUCAGACAUUAGAUCUCGAUGGAGGUUAUGAGUUAUAUACUGGUCUUUACCAGGCAGCUAUUUUAGGCGAUGUGCCUUAUUUAAAUGUUGAUAUUUCAAAUAAGUCAUUUCCAAUGGCAUUAAAUUUAAUUGAUUUGUUGAAUGUGUUGCGUAUUGAUCCAGGACGCAGUCUAGAUCAACGGGGCUUACAAAGCCUUAGUGCUCACCUUAGAGCCUUAAAAAUAAUUUACAGUCCUCCUCCUUCUUUUGGUGCUGCACCACGGUCUUAUAAAGUAAACGAAGUUAGCAGAGAAUCGGCAAGUUCUUUGUCUUUUAAAAUUGACACUGGAGAGAAAUUAACGGUUCAGAGCUACUUUGCUAGUCGAGGUUACAAAUUAAAAUAUCCUCACUUAGGUUGUGUUGUAGCAGGAUCUUCGGUAAAACCAAAUUACCUACCGAUCGAGCUAUGCAGCAUUGAACCUGGCCAAGCUAUUAAGAAAAAAGACGGAAAAGCCCAAGUUCAAAAGAUGAUUAAAUUUGCUGCCACAUCAACUGAUGAACGAAAAAGAAAAAUAAUGGAAAAACUCCAAUAUUUUUUGCAUAACAACGACAUACUCUUGCAAAAGUUUGGAAUUCGAAUUGAUAAUCAAUUCAUAAAGGUACCAACACGAUUACUAAGAGCACCGUCAAUUGAAUAUCGGUUAGGCAAACUCGUAGAUCCUCGAAAUGGUUCCUGGCGCAAUUUAGAAUAUUUGCAAACUGGCAUGACGUUGAAGAAAACUGGUCACAAGUGGGCGGUCAUUUAUAAUCCUUCUAGGUUUUUGCGACAUGGCACUUUGCUAGAUUUUUCAAACAUGUUAUUCAAUGAAGCUAAACGAAUGGGCAUAAAUUUGGAUUCCGAGAGGGAGAUACAAGAAACCAGAGACAUUGUUAAAACAUUGGAGGAAUAUAAAAGGAAAGAUUACGACUUGGUUAUAGUAGUGAUUCCCAAUUAUGGUACAUCGUACGCUGAUAUAAAACAAAAAGCCGAAUUAGUUUGCGGGCUCCUCACUCAAUGUAUCAAAGAACAAACUUUGAAUCGACGUGUGGACAAUCAAUUAAUUGGCAAUUUAUUAUUGAAAAUAAAUUCAAAACUGAAUGGAUCUAAUCACAAAAUUUCAGCUAAAUCCCAUAUUGUACUCGAUCACGCCAUGUUUAUGGGGGCGGAUGUCACUCAUCCAUCACCCGAUCAACGGAAUAUACCAAGUGUUGUUGGUGUAGCAGCUUCCCAUGAUUUAAAUGGAGCUUCUUAUAACAUGCAGUAUCGUUUGCAAGAAUCUGCAAAAGAAGAAAUAGAUGACAUGCAAAGCAUUAGUCGUCACCAUCUGAAAGUAUAUUUCCAAAAGAAUAAUUGUUAUCCGAAUAACAUUAUUUAUUACCGCGAUGGGGUGUCUGAUGGGCAAUUUAAGAAGGUGAAUAAUUUCGAAGUCAGCGCUAUACGCGCAGUAUGCAAAGAGCUUCGGAUUACGCCUAAAAUAACAUGCAUAAUUGUGGUGAAACGACAUCAUACUCGCUUCUUCCCUACCAAACCUACUGGAGAUAAAUGGAACAAUGUCUUGCCGGGCACAGUUGUUGAUCAAAAAAUCGUUCACCCGAACGAAACACAGUUCUUUAUGGUAAGCCACCAGUCAAUUCAAGGGACAGCAAAGCCCACACGUUACAACGUUCUCGUGGAUGACGCAAAAUUUACAAUGGAUGAAUUACAAAUGAUGACCAAUAACUUAUGCUAUAUGUUUCCGCGUUGUAAUCGCGCAGUUUCUUACCCAGCGCCUGCUUAUCUUGCACAUUUGGUUGCAGCUCGUGGCCGUGUUUACAUCGACGGACCCCCCCUAAGGCGAGCUCUUCGCGACGAGUAUAAUAAACGACUCAUUAAUGAAUCUUUUAUGCAAAAUACACCCAUGUUUUUUGUAUAAACAUAUAAUUAAUAUAUAUAUACAUAUUUUUCUAUAUCCAAGUUAAUAAAUUUAGUUUUUUCUGCCAUACAUAGGCUAUAUAAUUGAGUAUAGGUACCAAUGAAAUAUUGGGGAUGUUCGAGUCUCGAAUCACUGCGGUAUUAUAGCAA
Messenger RNA from Bactrocera tryoni, 3807 nucleotides. Its product is annotated as protein argonaute-2. NCBI's taxonomy places the organism in Eukaryota, Metazoa, Arthropoda, Insecta, Diptera, Tephritidae. The record is from RefSeq and is a predicted model, not a curated record. The transcript is spliced from 9 exons. The coding region runs from base 173 to 3658 and encodes 1161 amino acids. Gene Ontology annotation, molecular function: RNA binding; protein binding.